AUGUUCGGCUAUGAUCAAGGUGUCAUGAGUGGCAUCAUUGGUGCCGACAAUGCUUUCGGACGAUAUUUUAAUAGCCCCGACGCAAACGCCCAAGGGAAUAUCACAGCCUUGUUCGACAGGGAUGAGCAGAUAGGUGCUGUAGUGGGAGCGAUCUUGAGCUUCAACAUUGGAGAGAUCUUGGGGCGAAGGAGGAUGAUAAUGCUUGCGGGCAGCGUCUUGAUCAUUGGCACCGUCAUACUUGCCAGUUCUACUAUCGUGGGCCAACUGAUUUCUGGGAGAAUUAUCACAGGAGUGGGCAUGGGUAUCAACUGCGCCACGUCGCCGGUAUAUCUUGGAGAAUGCUGCCCUCCCAAGAACAGAGGUGCUAUUCUAUCAAUCCAAGGCUUGAUAUCCAUUGCUGGUAUGCUACUCGGUAAGUCAUGCCUACUAUCACCCCAAAUCAAAGCAUCUACUAAUAACAACAAACAAGCCUACUGGCUCGACUUUGGCACCAGCUUCUACGAAACCGAUUUCCAAUGGAGAUUUCCUCUCGCCUUCCAGGGAUUCUUUGCCAUAUGUCUCAUCAUCCAAGUAAUUGGUCUACCCGAGUCCCCACGAUGGCUUGUGAUGAAGGACAGAAACCAAGAGGCUCAGGCGGUACUUGCUGCACUUCAUAACCUACCAGAGGACCAUACGGAGGUUCAACUCAGCCUUCAAGAAAUCCACACUGCGCAGGAACUGGUUUCUCGAGGAGGCCCAUUUCACUACAAGGAGCUCUUCACCGGUGGCAAACUCCAAAAUUGGAGAAGGACUGCCCUGACCGUCGGCAUCAUGAUCAUGCAGCAGUUUACUGGGGCCAAUAUGAUAAACUAUUACGCUCCAGUCGUCUACCAGAACACGAUGAAAAUUUCUCGACACACAUCUCUCAUCUUAGGUGGAUGUACGGCAGUAUCCUAUCUUAUUGGGUCGUUCAUUUCUCUAUUCACUACAGAUUAUCUCGGGCGCCGGCUUGUGCUCAUGUGGUCAUCUGCUGGCUUGUCCAUGUGCUUCGCCGUAGCGAGCAUCCUACUCUCCUUCGGCACAGUAGGCGCUGCAUAUGGUGCGGCUGCCAUGAUAUUCCUUUUCCAAACAUUCUUAGGGAUUGGCUGGCAUCCCGUUGCUUGGUUCUACCCUUCCGAGAUCAACACGACCCGUCUCCGCGGGCGUGCCACAGCGAUCACAGCCGCCUCGAACUGGAUGACUACGUUUGUAGUGGUCAAAAUUACACCAAUAGCUAUCGGUCAGUAUUAUUAUAUGUGCAACUCCAGAUAUCCCAAUAUUGGGUGGAAGACGUUUAUUAUUUUCGCAGUCUUAAACGCGUUGUGGAUUCCAAUCAUCUACUGCUUCUUUCCCGAGACAAAGGGCCUUUCUUUAGAGGACAUCGACCACAUCUUCGAGAAAGGUGGUAUCACCGGGGGCGUUCUUACAUCCAAGGGCGGCCGUACUGUGAUGCCUAACCAACACCGUCAAGAGGUUGGUUUGGAGAUAGAGGGGAAGGGUUUGGGUGGCCCCUCUGUGAUUCAUGUAGAGUCGUGA
Molecule: messenger RNA, 1554 nt
Organism: Clonostachys byssicola
Lineage: Eukaryota; Fungi; Ascomycota; Sordariomycetes; Hypocreales; Bionectriaceae
Source: the annotation of a GenBank genome assembly